Messenger RNA from Cooperia oncophora, 351 nucleotides. Lineage: Eukaryota; Metazoa; Nematoda; Chromadorea; Rhabditida; Trichostrongylidae. The record is from the annotation of a GenBank genome assembly.
AUGGAUAGUGGGGGAGAGUCGCCAUCAGAUUUGCAGUUGGAUGUGCCUGAAAGGGAAGAUAUCGGGCAGGCAGCAUUGCCCCUUUCUCGAGUGAAAACCAUCAUCGGAACGGUUCCCGAUGCUCUGCCAUUAUCACAGGAAGCACUAUUUUGUAUUGCCAAAGGCGCGGAGUUAUUCAUGGAACAUCUAGUGAAGAAUGUUGCCAGUCAGUUUGGAGAACACAUUGAUUACGACGAAGUGGCUGAAUAUGUCUUGGAGAAUGAUGAGCUAGAAUAUUUACAUGAUUUCUUCCCCAGACGUCAAACAUACGAAUCAGCUUUAAGGCAAUUAAAAGCUAGGGAAGAAGAAUAG